Messenger RNA from Hibiscus syriacus, 2421 nucleotides. RefSeq names its product probable inactive leucine-rich repeat receptor-like protein kinase At3g03770. The record is from RefSeq and is a predicted model, not a curated record. Gene Ontology annotation, biological process: protein phosphorylation. The coding region runs from base 1 to 2325 and encodes 774 amino acids. Gene Ontology annotation, molecular function: protein kinase activity; protein binding; ATP binding. Gene Ontology annotation, cellular component: membrane. The transcript is spliced from 7 exons. NCBI's taxonomy places the organism in Eukaryota, Viridiplantae, Streptophyta, Magnoliopsida, Malvales, Malvaceae.
AUGGCGAAUCCAGUUUCAACACACACUUAUCUACUAUUGUUAUCGACUUUCCUUCAUCUUUCACUCCAGCUUCAACCCUCUCAAUUCAAUGCCCUCAGAGAAAUCCAGCAAUUCCUCAAUUACCCAUCGCUUCUCAGCAUCUUCAACAACACCUGGGAUUUCUGCAACCUCGAACCGUCGCCAUUGUUAACCGUUGUUUGCUACGAAGAUGACGUGACCCAGCUUCAUAUCAUCGCCAACAAUGGCGGUUUCCCGCCAUCUUUGCCCCGCAAUUUCUCCAUCGACGCUUUGUUUUCCAGCGUUUCUUCUUUGCAGAAUCUGAAAGUGCUUUCGUUGGUCUCUGUGGGGUUAUGGGGACCUUUACCUGCUACCAUCGGUAAGCUUUCUUCCAUGGAAAUACUCAAUUUAAGCUCGAAUUACAUCAAUGGCUACAUCCCUUUGGAACUUUCGUAUUUGAGGAAUUUGGAGACGCUUAUUCUUGAUCAUAAUGAGUUCACUGGUCAAAUCCCGAGUUGGAUUGAUUCUUUUAGUGAUUUAGCUGUGCUGGGUUUGAGAAAUAAUUCACUCUUUGGGUCUCUUUCGAGCUCGAUUUCGAGUUUAAAAAACCUUCGAGUUUUGGCUAUGGCGGAUAAUCAUUUGUAUGGCGGAGUACCCAGUCUUCAAAACUUGACGAAUCUCCAAGUUCUUGAUCUGAAAAACAACAAAUUCGGACCAGAUUUCCCAGUUUUGAAUCCCAAGGUCGUCGCCGUUGAAAUCCGAAACAACAGUUUCCAAUCCAGCGUUCCGAAUGAAGCAUUAACCUCUUAUCUUCAACUCCAAAAGCUUGAUAUCUCCAUUAACACAUUCAUCGGACCGUUCUCGCCGUCUCUUUUCUCAUUGCCUUCGAUCGAAUACAUCGAUAUCUCCGAUAAUAAACUCACCGGCAAACUGCUAAUCAACGCGUCGUGCAGUGAACACCUUGUGUUUGUUAAUUUGUCGUCCAAUCUUCUGACCGGCGAUUUACCGGAGUGUCUGCAGCAACAAAAUGACGUCGGGAAAAGGUUUGUUUCGUACGGAGGGAAUUGUUUUUCCGACGAAGAGGAAGAUCAGCACCCUUCGAAUUUUUGCCAUAACGAAGCAUUGGCUGUUAAAGUUAUGCCUGAUAAGUUGCAGCAUGGAGAAGGUAAAGCUAUGGGUGUUGUUGGGUCAAGUUUAGUGGGAGGAAUCGGUGGAUUAAUGGUGAUUGUUGGUUUGAGUUACUGGGCUUUCCAUAGAAGAAAGAAAGGUGCCGCCAUGAAAGGAGCUUCAACGAGGUUGAUAACAGAGAAACCAACAGUUAACACAGUCAAGUUACUAUCUGAUGCAAGGUACAUAUCAGAAACAAUGAAGAUGGGAGCAAACCUUCCUACAUAUCGCGCCUUUGCUUUGGAAGAACUAAGGGAGGCCACUGAUAAUUUCACUCAUUCAACCUUCAUUGGUGAAGGUUCACUUUCUCAGAUUUACAGAGGAAAACUUGCAGAUGGAACAGCCAUUGCCAUUAGAUGUUUAAAGAUGAGACGAAAACACAGCCCCCCGACAUUGAUACAGCACAUCGAGAUGAUCUCGAAACUCAGGCACAAGCAUUUGGUUAGUUGCAUCGGACACUGUUUCGAAUGUUGCCCUGAUGAUUCAAGUGUCGGCAUCAUAUAUAUGGUAUUUGAGUACCUCUCAAAUGGCACCUUGAGAAGUUCCAUCUCCGAAGGAAUAGCAGGACAAAGGCUCAAUUGGGCACAGAGAAUAGCAGGUGCAAUAGGGAUAGCAAAGGGGAUUCAGUUCCUUCAUACAGGGAUGAUACCUGGAGUUUUUUCAAACAAUUUGAAGAUUACUGAUGUUUUGUUGGAUCCCAAUUUUCAUGUCAAGAUUUGCAGUUACAAUCUCCCUCUUUUAGCUGAAAAUGGAGGAAUGGGCGGAUCCAAUGGACUUAAACCGAAUAUUCGAGUAAGGGCCAAAGAUGAGGAAAAGGAUGAUAUCCAUGACUUUGGUGUAAUCUUACUGGAAAUUCUUGUUGGAAGGCCAAUCAUUUCCCAAAAUGAUGUCAUGGUCGUCAAAGAUAUUUUACAAGUGAGCAACAAGAUGGAUGAUGCAGCUCGAAGAAGCAUUGUGGAUCCGACGAUUAUCAAAGAAUGCUCGGCGGAAUCGUUGAAGACGGUGCUGGAGAUAUGUCUGAGAUGCUUAUCCGAUGAGCCAACCGGUCGGCCUUCGAUCGAUGAUGUCCUUUGGACUUUGCAGUUCGCUGCACAACUUCAGGAUCCAUGGCGACUCGAUUCUCAUCAUGUUCAUCAACAAUCUGUAUCAUUGCCUUUAUAGUUAAGAUUCACACUGUUAUCGAACAAACUCGAAUAACUUACGAGUACAAAUGUCUCAUUUCCGAUGAAGCUUUUAUAACUUAUUUACAGGGAUGAA